Saitoella complicata NRRL Y-17804 is the source of this 3060-nucleotide messenger RNA. RefSeq names its product DNA polymerase V. Gene Ontology annotation, biological process: regulation of DNA-templated transcription. Gene Ontology annotation, molecular function: transcription factor binding; rDNA binding. The record is from RefSeq and is a predicted model, not a curated record. The coding region runs from base 1 to 3060 and encodes 1019 amino acids. Gene Ontology annotation, cellular component: nucleolus. The transcript has a single exon. NCBI's taxonomy places the organism in Eukaryota, Fungi, Ascomycota, Saitoellomycetes, Saitoellales, Saitoellaceae.
AUGUCGUUGCCUAAACCUUCGGCAGGAUUGAACCUUCAAUGGUUCUCGGCGCUUGCUUCACCGCAGCCUCAGGCGAGGCUCGACGCUGCGACGGCACUCUUGAAGCAUUUGGAGUCCGAGGAGGCUGCGAAGGAGGAUGCGGAUUACAUUGUUAGCCGAUUGAUUAAGGGUUUGGCAUCUGGAAGGGGUGGGGCUCGUUUAGGAUUCAGCGUUGCGUUGACUGAGGUGCUCUCGACCGUCGCAAAGGGACAGGAUGAGGAGGGAUGGACGGUUGAGCGCUUGAUUGAGGAAAUUCAGAAGUGGACGAAGGGUGGAGGCAACAUCACCGGACAGGAGCAGCGCGAUUUUGACUUUGGACGCCUUUUCGGUCUGCAAUCUCUUGUCAAUGCUCGAAUUCUCGACAAGUUCACCUUGGAAGCCUAUACCAAGUUGAUCGGUCUAUUGUUCGCCCUUUCCAAUAAGAAGGUCUGGCUGCGCGAACUUGCUUCUUUCGUCAUGAUGGAGUCCGUAAGACAAUUGCCCGGCACUACGUUCGGCAAGGAGGGUGCAAAGUUGGUUCUCGAUAAAGUCGCAUCAGCAGGGAUGGGAAAGACGGUCGAGGGUGUUGGUAUCGUUCUCGCUCUGAGAAACUUGCCGGAUGGUCAGAGACCUAAGAUUGGUGCUGAGGUUGGCUGGAAGGACGGAAACCCCUUGAACACCAGCAACUCUGCUUUGUUGGCCAAGGUCUUGAAGGAGGUCACUACUGAGGAGACCCAGGAGGAGCCACCCAAAGAGGACGAGCAGAAGAAGGGCAAGAAGAAGAAGAGCGCCGAUACACAGAAGGGCAACUGGAAGCCGAAGUUGCACUUUGUGUGGCCUAUGGUUCUCGAUCUCUACUCUCCCAAAACAGAGAGCACGCUUCCUCCUUCAUCUCUUUCCUUUGCUGACUUCUGGAGGGUCACCGUUGACGAAGGUUUGUUCUCCGAGAAGUCCUCCCUCGAGCGCAAGUUCUGGGGCUUCCAACUUGUUGAGAUGGCGGCUGCUCUUGACGUUCCCAUGAAGGAUACACUUACCAAGAACAUCUUGAGAACUAUCAUCAACCACGCCGCCGAUAACGAGCGUUACCUUCAUAAGGCCGCUAAGCGCUCCCUCAGCGCAUACCAGGCUUACGCUGAGAGCCACCCCUCCGAAAUUGCCGCGAUGGUCAAGUGCAUUGUUGGUAAGAACGGCACACCCAACUUCGACCGUAUUACCAAGUCCAAGUUGGUCGAGACCAUCAUGCCUAUGGCUGACGCGGAGGGUUUGAAGGCGCUGGCUGGUAUGUUCCUCGAGAUGAUCCGCGUCCCGGGUCUCGAGGAGGAGGAGGGCGGUAACUUUGAGAAAGCUGUCGAGACCCGGCGUCAGUGGGCGAUCGACCAAAUCCUAUCGCUCAUCCGCUCGGGUAAGACUGACAAGACUGGUGCGUGGGUUGGUGAGGUCAUUGAGUUCUGGGCUAUUGAGGGUCAUUUUGGGCCUAAGGAUGGCGAGGAGAGAAAGAAGAAGAAGAGAAAGACGGAGACUACUGCGGUAAUUGAGCCGGUCUUUACGACUGCUACUCGGAAUGUCAUGAGGGCACGAUUGGGCGCUGCUCUUAAGGUGCUUAUCUCUCACCCUCCCGCUGACAACGACUCCUGGCCAGCACGCGCUCUUCAGGCUAUUCUCACUCACGAGGCUUCCGGUGCUUCGCUCAUUGUCGAGUUUAACGAGACUGUCAGUGAUGAGCGUGAUGCCGCUCUGAAGAUGCUCGAGAAGAUUCACAAGAAGAAGGCGGCGGCGAAGGAGGACAAGAAGGAGCAGCUUGCUAGUUUCGAGUUGUUGUAUGCGUUGGUUAUUCUGCAGAUCUAUGAUGGAGAUGCGGAAGCUGUUAAUGUUGUGGGUGAUCUCAAGGACUGCUACGAGAAGGUCUUCUCGAAGGAGAAAAAGGCCGGACAUAAGCAUAAGCACCAUCAUCACCACGAGCAUGACCAUGAUCAUGACCACGAGCACGAGGAUGAGCCGGAGGCGAUUGAGGUAUUGACUGAUAUUCUGUUGUCCUUCAUGUCCAAGAACUCGGCGUUGUUGCGCAAGUUGGCAGAACAGAUCUUCACUACUUUCGUCGACAAGAUGAAUGAGUCAAGUUUGGUGCUGUUGACUGAGGUGUUAGAGACGAAGGAAAGCAAGGAGGGGAGUGAGGAGAUGUUCGAUCAGGAAGGUGACGAGGAUAUGGAAGAAGGAGAUGAAGAGGAGGAUGACUGGGAGGAUGAGGGAGAGAUGGAUAACGAGGACGAUGAAGAUGAAGAUGAAGAUAAUGAGGACGAGGACGAGGAAGACAAUGACGAAGGCGAUGAGGCUGCUGAGCGUAAUGCAGCACUUGAUAAGGCGUUGUCUGAUGCUCUUGGCGCGGCAGGCGCUGAUGUCGACAUGGACGACGAAAUGCCGGAUGAGGACUCAGAAGAGGAGUUAAUGGAUGACGACCAGAUGAUGGCUCUCGAUGACCACCUUGCGACUAUCUUCAAGGAGCGUUCAAAGAGCUCGUCAAAGAAGCAGACCAAGAAGAAGGAAGCUAAGGAGACCAAGGAGCAGAUCAUCCACUUCAAGAACCGUGUCCUGGAUCUCAUCGAGAUCUUCUGCAAGACGCAGAGUGCAAACCCCUUGUCCAUUGAGUUGAUUCUACCUCUGUUGAAGGUGAUGCGAACGACUACCAGCUCUAUCGUUGCUGACAAGGCUGCUGGUAUCAUUCGCACCAAGCUCUGCAAGAAGGACUUACCCACGUGCGAUAAGGUCCGCGUCUUGCUGAUCUUGGAGCAAGUGCACCAGGAGGCAGCGAAGACAAAGACACCGCAGGCGAGUGCCGCUUGUAGUCAGUGCUCGCUCCUCCUCGCUAAGCUUUGCUUCACCGAGGGUAUGGAUGAGAACGCUGUCAGCGAUGUCGUUGCCGUAUAUGCGAAUAGUUUGAGCGAGUGGUUGGUGAAGAAGAACAGCAAGAUCCAGCCUGGGUUGUUUUUUGACUUUGUCAACUGGGGGCAGGCAAAGAAGGGUCAAGGAAAGGGUGGAAACAAAUAA